AUGCUGUGGCUGCUGUUCCUGACCCUCCUAGGCCUGGGGGGCUCCGUGCCUUUGUUCCCAUGUGACUCGGGGAGGGAGCAGGGUGGCAUUGUGGGGGCUCACAGUGCUCCCGCUGGACGAUGGCCUUGGCAGGUCAGCCUCCGACGGUACAAUGAGGAGCUUGAGCUAUGGCAGCACAUAUGCGGGGGCUCCCUCAUCCACCAGCGGUGGGUGUUGACUGCUGCCCACUGCGCUCAGUGGGAGGACUUGGAGGCUUAUGGCUUCAGGGUCCAAGUUGGGCAGCUGAGACUCUAUGACCAUGACAAACUGACAAAUGUGACUCAGAUCAUCCGCCACCCAAAGUUCAACCAGGGCCUGUCUGCCAAGGGGGGCGCGGACAUUGCCCUGCUGAAACUGGAGGCCCCGGUGACCCUCUCUGAGCUCAUCAACGUGGUCACCCUCCCACCUGCCUCUCUAGAGGUUCCUGAGAAGAAGAUGUGCUGGGUGACCGGCUGGGGAUACAUCAGCCUCGGAGCACCGCUGCCCCCACCCUCCCAGCUGCAGGAGGUGGCAGUCCCCAUUGUGGGGAGUGAGGUCUGUGACCAGCGCUACCAGAACUCUUCAAACAACAUUGGCCAGAUCAUCAAGGAUGACAUGAUGUGUGCUGGGAGUGAGGGCCAGGACUCCUGCCAGGGUUUCUCUGGGGGCCCCCUGGUGUGCAGCUGGAAGUGCAUGUGGAUCCAGGUAGGGAUUGUGAGCUGGGGAGAUGUCUGUGGUCAUCGCAACUUCCCUGGAGUGUACGUCCGAGUGAUGAGCUACAUUUCCUGGAUCCGGCAAUAUGUCCCUUUGUUCCCUGGACCUUAG
This is a messenger RNA of Pteronotus mesoamericanus, 843 nucleotides long. RefSeq names its product mastin-like. Gene Ontology annotation, molecular function: serine-type endopeptidase activity. The record is from RefSeq and is a predicted model, not a curated record. The coding region runs from base 1 to 843 and encodes 280 amino acids. The transcript has 5 exons. Lineage: Eukaryota; Metazoa; Chordata; Mammalia; Chiroptera; Mormoopidae. Gene Ontology annotation, biological process: proteolysis.